AUGUCCGCGAAAAAAAAGCCCGAUGCCAACGCUGGGCAGCCGGGUGCGCCCAGCUCGACUGUCGCUCUCCCUGCUUUGCAUAAAAAGAAAGGGAGGGAGCAUACCACGAAAUCCCCAAAUCGCAAGUCUUGCAACGCGCCGUCUCUGUCUGAACGAAGCAACCCGAAGCCAGCCACGAGAGAGACGGCGAAGCGCGUUCCGCGCGUACUUCCGUCCUCACGCGAGGAGUCUCAUGGCAGUGGAACGGCUCCUCCCCUGUCCGGGCUCAAACCAGACAAGGAAGCAAAUAAAGAAGGCGAUGUUUCGGCGCGGCCUGUUCCCAACCAGGAGUCUCCACUGCAGACAAAGGGAGAGGGAAGCAAAGAUGGAAGCGUUGGAGGCGAUGAGAGGGACAAAGAGCGCGAGGGCGCGGCGACGACGUCCGAGUCGACGCGGGAAGUCGAUCACGAGGAUAGCCGAAGCGAAAGCGGUUCUUCUGUGGUGGCGGUUGGCAACGAGCACAACGCGGCAGCCAAGGAGUCCACCGACGCCGCCACAAGUCCCGUAGCGACCGCAGUCUCCAGGGAAAAAUCCCCCGCAAGCCCUUCCAGAGCGCGCGAAAGCGGCGAUUCUGCCGAGCCUCGCGCUCCGGCCUCCAGCCGGAUGAAGGCGGCAGAGACGCCGGAAAGAGAGAGCAAGGCACUACCGCAACCCAAGGCAAAGACUCCCCGAGGGGAAGCCGUCACGCCAGCGUCGCCGGAGCGGAAAACCCCGGCUCGAACGGGCACGUCUUCCUCGCUUGCAUCUUCUCCUGUGUCUAUGCGGCAGACCGCGUCGACGACGAAGGGACGCGGAGGCGCAACGACCCCACACGGGUCGGCGGAGUUGAGGGAGGCUCGGAAAUCGGUAGCAGUCCCCCCGGGGGCUCCCGCCGCCUGUGAGACACCUCGAACCGCGGACCUCUCUCGCAUGGCUUUGCACAAGUCUGUCGGCGGCGGGGCGAGUUCGCCGCUGGCGUCUUCGACGGGCAAGGAGACGACGCGGCAGGCGCCAGACGGGGAGCGGCGAAAGGGUCUGAGCGAAUCGUCGCCAUCUUCUGGCCGCGCACAGCCCUCCGCCACCGCACAUGGGCAAACGGGAAAAACCAGCUCUCCUCUGGGGGACUCCCCUCAAAUGACGCCCCCAAAACCUCACACGUCGUCAGGCGCUCCGAAGCGCGCAGAGCUGUCUUCCCUCGCGGUCGCGAAAGGCGCAGGGACAGCGGCGUCUCCCCGUGCCUUGGGCGCGAGGACUGCGGAGCGCACCACCGCAGAGCACCGGCAGCGACAGCUAGAGGGGGGAGGACACAUUCGCAAAAGUUCAGCGGCACGUGUGCACCAUUCGGGCGAAGGUGAUUCGCAGGCCCCUGAAGAAGCAGCUGCGAGGACGCUGAAGUCGCCAGCGGGUUCUGGGGCAGAAGGUCCCCUGCCUGAGAGAGCUCCGUCGCCGGCGUCGGCGGAUGCCCAGUCGAAGGGGGAGUCUGUGGCGAAUCUUGCUAGCUCAGGGGCUGCUGCGUUGAAAAAAGACGCCGACUUCGGUACCAUGCCGAUCAGCGCGUCCCCGGACCCGGAGUCGCCCAGAGCAGCUGAGGCAGCGACGGCCGAAGAACAGCCCAUUCUCGGUCAGGCGUCGUCAUCGCCAGAAGGCCCCUUCAGUGGUGGCAGCGGUUUACAGGGUGCGCCUUGUGAAGAGGCAAGCUCGGCUUUUCUGCCUAUACCUCCCAGAUUCUUUGGCUUGACUGCCAGGCUCAGAGGGGCUACGCCUACGCCGGAGCCGCUCCCGCUGACGGCGGCGAAGGCGGCGGAGCUGGCAUGGUACGAAGAAAAAGCGGCGUUGCGCGAGCUCGCGGCGAACGGGUUUCUCAGAAAAGCCGACACGAUGAUGGGGGGAAUCGGGAAAAGUCCCGCACGCCACGAAUGGAAGAAGAGAGAAGCCGGUGCUGGCUCUAGGCGAGAAGUCGUGGGCGGAAGCCGCUCGUUUUCUACAGAGAGUCAAGAGUCUGCGGGGUCUCUUGCCCACUCGCCGACGACUAUCCGGGUCCACGACUCUCUAGAUGCCGUCACCCCGCGCGCGCGCCUCGGCGUGUUUGCAAGCGCAGCUCGCCAGUCAGUCAGUAAGGCGACUUCGUUCUCUGUCCAGGACGGCCCUCUCUCCCCGAAGCUCUCGGUGUCGCGCUCUCCCAGCAUGGCUAGCAGCGCCGAGUCUCCAUCUCGUUUGUCUUCAGAGGCCUUCGGAGAGGAUCCGCGGGCAAGCGUGCUGCGCGGCGCCUCGAACCUGUCGGAGCGAAGCUUGAGUAGCUUUCGCCUCCCGCCACAGAGGGUCCAGGUCAGCAGAGGUUCGCCAGGAGGUCUCAGCUGCCCGCCAUUCUCGCAGCUGCUGGGUAUGACACUGUCGGCUCGUCGACAGCGGAAGAUGGAGGACUCGAUGCGGAGCACGGUGCGGCAGACCUCCGGAGAAACCAGGGCUCAGCAGACCGGAGGCAGCAUGCAAGCUUCCUCGCCUUUCAGUCCGCUGUUGGACACGCAGGCACCGCUGCGCGCUCUGUCCCCCAGUGCCUGCUACGGUAGUUGGGCACGGGGAAUGGACGGCAGCGGCGGGGGGUCUCUCGGCAGUCUCGGCAGCCGAAACUCCGCAGAGGCGCCACCUGGAUCGCUCCCGUGGUUCGCCGUCGAGGGGGGGCUCGUUUCCUCCUCCCAGAGCAGCGCGGCAGCGACAGACGUGCAGUCUGGAGGACUGCAGAGUGCAAGCGCGUGUCCUGCGACGCUGCCUUCUCGUCUGGAAGCCGUUUUCAUGUCGCAUUUUGAGGAGUCUCUUGGGCUGGCUUCAAACGCUUCUGUGUCGAACCGAGCCUUCCAAGAGAGCCCGUCGUCUCUCCCGUCUUUCGCCAGCUCCGAUGUCUCGCGCUGCAUGCCGCAGCGACAUGGAACGGACUCCAGCCAGGGUGGGCGAACUUCGAAAGAGAGAGUCGGCAGCGCUAGCGGAACGGGCAUGAAGGGUUCGCCUUCGCAAGCGGAGACCCAGGAGUCGUGCUGCUUACCUGGAGCUUCCCCGCUUCUGGAGAGAGUGAUGAAAGAGGUCGAGAGAGAGUACAACCAGAACUACGCAACAGCCAAAAGAGCCGAAAACUGGACACGCUACCCAAAGGGCUGCGUAAGCGGGAGCAUCGCGCCGACGAACUAUGAGGGAGAAGAAGGUGGCUUGGACGCCUUGUUCGGUGUCUCCUCCUACGGCAAGUACGACGAGACACGAGCUGUCCAAGUGAAGAAUGCAAGAGUGUUCCCGAUUUGGCAGAAACUGGACGCAUGCAGGCACGAGCUCCGGCACUUGGUGGCGACCAGGAAAAAAUUCGAGGCAGCGCGCAGAAAACGAAGGGAGCGCCGCGGCACGGGAGGACUGAGACAGGGCGAGAGGCUAGCAGGCUCUGAGCUGUCACCCGCUCUAGGCAGGGAUUUUCCUAUCCUCGGCGGCGAAGCGCCAGAUGACGAAGGAACCAGGGGCGAUAGACAGGCAGCGGCCAGCCACGCCGAAGCGCUUGACGGGGACAAGCAACCCCUGAAGAGAACUCGACCGCAGGAGGGCGGCUGUCAUCAAGCGAUAGUGCUUGUGGAGGAAAAACAACGUCAGGUGGCGGGAGAUGGCAAUGUCGAAGACGGCGGGAGGGUCGCGCGACGAGAGCAGGUGCGGGUUGCGGUGGAAGCUGGAAGUAGCGGCAGGCAGCAAAAAGAAGGGAAGGGCGAAAGCGAUGGAGGAGUCGCAGCGCCAGCGGAGGGAUUGGGGCGCGAAAGGCCAGCGCCAGCGCAAAGCACAGCGGGCGCAAAAGAGAGUAGUGGCACCGAAAGCGUGGACGGUCCUGUGCCGGGUCUUGGCCGUGAAGAAGACGCGACUAGGGGAGGUCCAGACAGCGAAGCUGAAGAUAAGAAGAAGGGAGCAGGGUCGCGGUCGGUGUCGUCUGUUGGAAGCGCUCAUGACUCGUCAGGUGCUACAUCGGACGAUGAAUCUGUGGAUCCUUUCGAGCUGGCCUUCGACACUGAUGAAGACGAUGAAGAAACACUGCUUCUCCGGGCUGAUUGCCAGCCGGAUGUCUCCGUUUCUUCUGUGUCUGAAGACAAUGAUCUUGUUCUCAAACGCUUGAAAGGGCUCCGCCGAAAGGGGGGAGUCUAUUUGCCGAAGAGAGAGAGCGCUAUUCAUCUUCUUAUCCCCAACGCGGCCGCCGCGACGAGUGAUCCUGCCUCACAUGACGGUCCUAGACAGAAUUCUUCGUUUGAAGGCAUCCUUAUUCAAUUGCAGAGGAUUGCAGAGGAACGGCCUUACCACGAGUCGAAAAAGCAAAGCCAUUCCGGGACUCCGCAGUCAAACCAUCCCUGGCCAAUGCUGGACCGACCAGUCUAUCCUUCCUCCCGUUCCGCUUCUCCUGCGGGCCUGUCUGUGCUUUUCGUCGCGCGGCUCCGUUGCUGUCGCAUCCUAGCAGAGUGCUGCCUUCUUGUCCGCCACUUUGCGGAUCAGGUCUCGCUGGCUUGUCGCGAAGACUGGGUGGAAUCGUUUCGAGACUUACAGUACCAUUUGGCGCGGCUGGAGCGUCUUCAGUCGAAACAAGCGGUCGAUAUCAUUCGAGAUUCGCGCCGCUCGUUUGUAUGCAUUGUGGCGUCGCUCUAUCCGUUUGACUUUCUUGCGGAGCCAGAAACCUUACGGCGCCUGCAGCACGGCAGGUUGCUGUGGACCUUAGAGCAAGAUGAGGGCGCCGGAGCGGAAAAUCACCCUGGCGCAGCAGAUGGAAAGAGCUUGAAUACAGCUUCUUCCACCGGCCUCACGGUGACGCCAAGACUCGAGCGAUGGAGCAGUGCCGGAGCAACGCUGUCACCUCACCAGAUGGCAUCGCUCAAGCGUGUUAUGCGGCUGACUGGCGCAGAGGCAUUGUUUUUGGGCCUAGACCAAAUGCAGUGGAGGGCCGAGGAGCUGGGGGAAUUUCAAACGCAGGCCGACCGGCUCAACCAUCGGAUUGAUGUGCUGACUCGCCGCCAACGCGAAUGCCGAAACGUGAUGAAAGAACUAGUUGCAGAAAUCGUUGAGCUCGACCAUGUUGAGGCGGAGGUGCUGGAGGAGGCUGGGAAGAGGCAGGUAAAGUCACCCGGAAAACAGAAAAGGCCAGAAAUUGAGCAUUCCGAGAGCGGAUCGUGCGACAGUCCCAAGAAAGCGAAAGGACACUCCUUGGAAGAAUCGCUUGCGCAGAUUGGCGCACAGCGAAAGGAGGCGGAGGGGAAACUGAUUCGUUUGCAUGGAAAUUUGAAGCAGCUUGUUUGGGAGAUGGAACGUGUUCACCAACAGAGGGAGGAACUUUGUGCCGUUCAGAAGAAACGGCAGGCGGAGCAGUCCGCGAAGAUGGAGGAACGGCAGAUGGCUCAGCCACAUCUGAACCGACUGGGCGAAAUCGUGGGGGAACGCGGAGGUGCCAAGCAAUCUUGUUCAUCUAGAGCAACGGGACUGCCAGCCCCGACUGGCCUGCAUCCUGCUAUCCUGCAUCGCUCACUUGCCAGGCAGUCCACUGCUCCCGUCCACCGCGGUGGCGUCUCGUGGAGAGCGGAGGGGGAGCUUCGGUGCCUCAUUGAAAUGGCGCAAAUGGUAUUGAAGGCGAUUCAGACUCAGGCCAUAGGAGAGGCGUCGCUUGGGGAGGCGUCAUCAACUGAGCGCCCUCGCUUGCUGGAUGAGGCCGAAGCAACUUUUAUUGACCGGCUGCAAAACGACCGCGAGUUCGGUGCUUUCUUCGUCGGCGAGACCGCGGCGGCAAUUAGAUUUCCUACGACAGCUCACACAUAA
Molecule: messenger RNA, 5829 nt
Organism: Besnoitia besnoiti
Lineage: Eukaryota; Apicomplexa; Conoidasida; Eucoccidiorida; Sarcocystidae
Exons: 7
Coding region: 1-5829 (1942 amino acids)
Source: RefSeq, a predicted model, not a curated record